This is a messenger RNA of Closterium sp. Naga37s-1, 252 nucleotides long. Lineage: Eukaryota; Viridiplantae; Streptophyta; Zygnematophyceae; Desmidiales; Closteriaceae. The record is from the annotation of a GenBank genome assembly.
CCCCUUAUCCCCCCCUUUCUCCCUCUCAUCUCCCCCCCUGAUCCCUGUCAUGUCCCCACCUUCUCUCUCUCAUGUCCCCCCCUUCUCCCGCUCAUUUCCCCCCAUUCUCCCUCUCAUUUCUUCCCCUUCCCCCCCUUAUAUCUCCCCCUACUCCCUCUCAUUCCCCCCUAUGAAGCCCCUCAUUCCCCCCCUUUCUCCCUCUCAUUCUCCCCCCCUGCUCACUGUUAUGUCCCCCUUCUCUCGCUCAUGUAG